Messenger RNA from Cuscuta europaea, 5239 nucleotides. The record is from the annotation of a GenBank genome assembly. Lineage: Eukaryota; Viridiplantae; Streptophyta; Magnoliopsida; Solanales; Convolvulaceae.
CUUGGCCAAAAUCGAAGCAAAAAGAAAAGAAAAUUCGUCGAAUAAUAGAUAUCGUGCAGUGGAACUAAAUUCCUCAGCUAUCUAAAAUGGCCGAUAAUGGAGAUUUGUAUUUUUUUCGGACCAUACUAGCGGCACUUAUAGCAGGAUUUCUACAGAUUGGUGCAGCAUUGUAUCAAAAUGCAUCUGGUAAGGAGGAAGAUAACAUUGGGAGUUCUGAUGCUUGUGGUGCGGCAGCACAUUUGGAAGUGUUCACGGUGGUUCUUUUGAUUAUCGUAGCAGUGUUAGUUGUGGGGGUUCGUUGGUUUGUUACUCAGUCAGGUCUUGCCGCCUACCGGACUACUCCUCCGCACCGGAGCCCCAAAACAAUGAAGAUAUAUGCCGUCACGUUUUUGGUAAUUUCGUGGAUCUUAUUCAUUGUAGGAGCUCUGUGCUAUUCGUUGGGGAUAGCGCCAUACCUUGUUGAUGGAUCGUGUACCAUGAACGUCGCGUAUCGCUAUAUGUUAGUUGGAGGAAUUGUUUGGCUUGUUGAUUGUAUCAUUGUCGCUAUGGUAUAUUACACCAUUUUUCACUAUUUACUGUGAUUGGUUUUCACCAUGGGCGUUGUACGUCUGAUAAAGUUAAUUUCAUAUAUUAUCUUUGUUAGUCAAACAAUAUGAUAAUUCUCGUUUGGGACCAUUUCUUCUAUCCAAUUAAGUAUUUUGAUCUUGUUUCUUGUUGGCCUUAUUUUCCACCUAUUUAAGUAGAACAAAAUUUAACAAGUAAAUAUAGUAACUUACGCAGAUUUUGGUUCAAGUGAGAAAUGCUAUCUAAUGUGAGAAAUGAGAAUGACUCUCAACCGUUGGUGUUGGUAGAAAAUAACUCGGGUAGAGAAAUUAGUAGCAUUUCAAUAUAGUAGAAAAAGCUUAGGUGAAUACAAGGGGUUGGUGGCCUAUUUAUAGGCGUAUAUAACAUGCUCAUCGAUUAAGUGCUACAUGGGCUUGGCCCGAUUUAUCAACUAAUACUGAUGCUAAUGGGCCAGCCAACCCGAUAAGUAAUUAAAUAAUCCCGAACCAAUAUCCGCUGGCCCGACUGUGUUCUGAGCUUGGUUGGGCCAAAGCUCGGGCGUAACGGGCCGAUAGUCUUGGACCCGGCCCAUUAUCCCAACACGAGUCUCCCACUCCCUUAGACGAGUAGUAGACUCGGCUAAAAAGGAGUAGUUAAGUUGUUUUGGAAUCGGCCCAGUUCCUGGUCCGAUCGGUCAUUAACGAGCCUUGAAUUUGAUCCAAUUGCUUGUGAAAGGAUGUAGUUGUUAGGUCCCCUAAUUUUUGAUAACUAAUGUAUGUUGUUUUGAUGAUGCCACCCCUCUUUGUAUUAUUCCUGUAUUAGACUAGUUCUUGUAUAUGUUUUACUUUGUUUAUUGUAAUGUGCUCCAAUAUUAGUGAUAAAGUACUCAAGAAAAUAAAAGAGUACUGAAAAAGAGAAGAAACGUACCAUAAAACAAAAUAAAAAGAAUAAAAAGAAAAGGUACGAAAAGAGUCAACUGAAACCCUUUGUGAAAUUGGCAGCCAUCCGGAAAAACCAGCAGCGUGCUGAAAAAACAACAACCUGCUGAAAAAUCAGUAGCCUGCUAAAAAAUCAGCAGCAUGCUGAAAACUUUUCAGCCGGCUCCUAACUCAGUUUUUCAGCCAAAUCAACCGAAAUCUACUAUCUUCUCUUAGCACAAAAACAAUCAAACAAAAGACCAACUUGAGUCAAAAUGACAAAAAGAUUAAAGUAUACGGGAAUAUACUCCAUCAUGAGUCCCCCACUCUCCAAAGCGAAAGUGAAACUUGAGGUGAGAGAGAAUAAGUCUUCAAUUUCUUGGGCUUGCACGCCCGACAGGGAGUGCCGCUCUCCACGGUCAUGACAAAGGGGUACCUCAUUAAAAACUCCGCUGAGGAAAAACCUUGUGGGAAAAAAUCCUAACGGAGGAAAAAGAGUAUACUCCGCCUUGCCAUGAAGUACGGAGAGGAAAGCGGCUCCCCGCUGCAAAGUGAUCCGAGCUCGAGCUUCAUGUCCUUUGUUCCCCAAACCUGCUUCAUGGGUUAGUUUCUACAUCCACGGCCCCGACCGUGGGUUGACAAAAUUUGUUUGCGAAAAUUGCAAAUAAUUCAUUGUGUUUGUGCAAAGUUUGUAUUUUUUGAGAUAUACCUGCUUGGUACUGAUCCCGAGGUUGCCAUGUUGUUUUGAGCUCGUUGUAGUGCUGCUUUUUUAUUUUGUUCCCGAGUCCCCCACCUACUAGUCCCCCACUCUUGUGGACUUGGAAUAUUUUCUAAGUGUGGAAGAGUAUGAGUGUGAGGGGGGUGAGGUAGUUGUCUUUAAUACUUGGUGGACUUAGGAGAAUUCGUUGCGUGUAGUAACGCUGAUGUUUGUACAAAUAGGAAUCUUUACAUAUUCCUUUUGUAACACUUUGAAUUAAUAGCCACUUCUCAGAAUUUAAUGCGAGGAAUGGCGUUUGAAAUGACUUUACGGCGCCAUCAUUGCGCUUUUUGCACGCCCUUUGUAAAAAACGUUUUAGUUUCUUAGGCGGUUGGAGAGUUGUGCGCCACGUGUAAGCUUCCCAUUCAAUUUUGAAGGGAAGUAUAAAAGGCGAAAGCUUUCAUCUUUCUUCCUUGCGCUUUCUUUGCAUUCGAAUUUCCAGAGUUUCCAAGCAAUCUCAGAGCUUUUCUAAUCCGGCUAGUGCUACCGUAUUUUCAGUUUCUUUAGUCGAAAUUUUCUGCCAGGUUAGUCUUCGGGCUCUGCUUGCUUGUGUGUUAAUACGUUGCAGGCUAGCUGGAAAACCCAGAAUGAGGGUUUUCCGUCAAACUGGUGUUGCGAGCAAUGGGGGGUCUACAGUCCCCCAUUGCUGUUGAGGUUGGUACCUCUGGACUCGGAAUCGCACGCUGGUGUUGAUUCGAGUGUUUAAUUUUUGUUUGGGGGUCGGAUUUUUGCUCCUUAACCCCGAUUUUGAUUCUCUGCAUGUCUGUGAUUUUUCUGCAGAUUUCGGAGAUGUCUUCUCAUGGCGCUCCCGUUAACACUGGUGACAGGGCUGAUUCGCAUGAGGCCAAAGGAGUUGCUCCUGUGUUUGACGUCCCCGCUCUCCGCUCUUUCAGGAGGCGGAGAGGUGGCAAGGGGAAGCGUGGGGGCGCGGUAGGCACCCUUGCGGAGAACGAGCCCCUCGUGGAUGUGUGCGCCCUUACCGAUGUUGAGUGGGCCGAAAUCAGGCGCAUGGCUGGUCCCACCGUUGAUAUCAUGAGGUCUGAGGCGGGGAGUUUGGCGUCCUGUUGCCCCUCGGGUUAUUUCACAGUCCACCUGGACGCGAUGGAUCAUGGCUUUCGUUUCCCGCUGCAUCCAUUUUUUGUGGAGUACCUAAACUGGGUUGGGUUGCUCCCUUGUCACGUAACUCCUAAUGGGUUUUAUCUGAUUGCCGCCUUCCUCUUGCGCUGCAAGGUUCUAGACCUGGAGGUUAGCGUCGGCCUUUUUAGGCAUCUGUUUCAAAUCGGACUUAACAGUUCGCUGGAGAAUCAGGGCUAUGCCCUUAUUUCCCAACGGUCUGGUAGGAGUGGGUUCUACCACACCCCGUCGUCGCACCACGGAUGGAAGCACAAGUUUGUGUUUGUCUGUACAGAUAGGAAGGCGGGGUCUCCCUUUACUGCCCCAGGUGCACUUUCGUUCAAUAUGCACGAUGCCGGUGCGUUAGAUGGGUUUGUCAAUGCUGUGGGCACCUACAUCAACUACGGUGAUCGGGAUAUAACAUCUUUCCUGCCCGAGGAGAAGUUGAAGGACCUCGGCUUCAUCUUCUACGUCGAGGCUCCUGCUGAGGACCAGGGGGCUGCUACGGGUGGUGAACCAUAAUAACCCGCUUACGCGGCGUUGUAGUAAAACGGAGUCUAACCCUUCCGUAUGGAUUAUCCCCGAGUCUCGUGUCUCUGAGGAGUGACGGAGGGAGGUGUUGGUUUCAAUAUCGGUCACCGAUUAGUACGAGUCGUUGCAAGCUUUCUCAAACGAUUAAUUGUUAUAAUGAUUAAGCAAAUAAAAUUAAAUAACAAAAGUAGUAACAGAUAAUUUAAUUAAAUGACAUUAAUGACUAAACUAAAACUAGUGAACAUGCAAAAUAACUUGAGAGAGAAUAUUAACUAAUUAAAAUAUUAAACAAGCAAAUUUGUGGAUGAGUAAAGUUUCAAAAAUAAAAUACUAAAAGGUAAAUUUAAUGUGACUAGUGACAAUAAAUUAACUAAUUAAAAUGGGGGUCUAGAUUUGGAAUUAAGGAUCUUGGGUGUUUUUGGAUUAUGAACAAAAAUGGGAUAAUUUCUCCAAUCUAAGAAUAGUGACAUAUUAAUUCUCAUAGACAAGAACUUGAUUUUAAUUCCCCUAACAUGUCCUAUUUUUAGGCUUAGUUUAGGGUGUGUGAGAUGUGAGCUAAAUUAAUUCUACACUCGUAGACAAGCAAGAAUUACUUUUCCAAACAUUCAAAAGUGAAGUGAUCAAUUUCACAAAUUACUCUUUCAUUUCAUCUCAAACAACUGGUCCUAAAAAUUGGAGAAACUUUCUAAAUUUAAUUCAAUAUUCAAGAACACCCAUUAACCUUAACUUUAUUCAAAUCCAAACCCCAUGAAAAAUUAGCCUAACAUAAUUAUCAAGAUACCAACACAAUUAAUAAAAUAGCUACAGUAAUUUGUAGAUGAAAUUAAACAGUAAAUAAACAUCAUUAACAACUCAAUUAUCCAAGUAAACAGAAAUUCGUAGUAUGAAAUAAUACAGGAAUUAAAUCUUAAAGCUUAUUGAAGUUUGAAAUGGAAAGAUGAAACCAGAAUUGUUGCUGCUGUUAUGUUCUUCUCCUAGACUGCCAUUUUUUUUUAGUGUUUUGAGUUCGAAUCUUCUUCCUAGCAGCUCGGAUUUUUUUUUCUGCCCGGAGCUACUUACGGCUGAGUGAUUUUGCUCCUGCGAACUAGAGCUGGGGUGUGUAAUCCUCUUUUUUCCCCAGCUUCUCUCCUUUAUUUAUCUCUUUUCUUCUUUGGCUGCAACUGAUGGAGCUCCUGUCCCUUCCGUUGGCCACACCAUGUGCUGCAGUGAUGGUGCCUUCUUUUCUUGUCUUUCUUUUUAUUUUGUUUUGUUUUCUUUUGAUUAUUUUUCUUUGUUUUCACGCAGCUUAGCUGCAGUUUCUUUUUUUGCUUUUCUUUUGAUUAAUUAAUGCACUUCAUUUGUUUAUUGUAUUAAAAAAAACAUUGAAAUAUAAUACUCC